CUCUCCUUUCCUAUCCGCUUUUUAUUUCCUCUUCGAUUUCCUUCGAUUUUCUUCCAUUCUACUUCUUAUGAGUACUCCCUCCCCGAAGUCUCUCGGCCAGUCAGGCUACCUACCCCCUGCUUCCCUCUACCACCGUACUAACGUCCAGGUCCGGAGUUGACCCUAGUGAGAUGUCACCGCGCACCGGCGUGGGGAGCGAAGAGACUUGGCGCGAUAACAAUUCUUGCUCAGAGUCGACGACGACGAGUCCCUUUUGCUCUUUCCGUGAUGUUGGCGGUUGAGCAGCCGAGCCUUCGGUACUAAGGUGGUAGUAGCCAAGAUCCGGGGAAAGGCUUGUUUUCUUCAGCACUUGUCUGAGGUCGCGCCCCCCCCAACUGUUUGCCAUGACCGACUCGCGUAAACGGAGAGAGGGAGGAUCCUCAUCCGGCCGCGACGACCUGCCAGAAAGCAACUAGGCUGGCCCCAUGGCGUAAGGAAAUCCCCAGGGAAUCCCCCUCCUCUUCGUGACGAUCUACAUGUCUAUAUAUCUCUUCCUUGCAUGCUUGCAUAGGCGUUAUCGGCGCAGGUUUCUAGGUUUCCCCUCUCUGAAGCGACAACGCAACUCGCUGAGCACCCUUCUAUGCGCAGGGUCUGUAUGGGAGGAGGGACAAAGAGAUAAGGAGACACGCAGACAUGAAGAGAGACAAAGAGCGAAUGCUUCGGGCGUAUCCAGCCACGCUACGACAUGUUGCUUGCCAAUCUUCAUCGCCUCGAGUCCGCCCCACUGGUCUCGCUCGGACUUACUAAGGCCAUCGCAACGUGGUUGGCGAUGUAAGACAUUGGCCAUGGCACGUUCCACGCACACCUCCCCCUCCAAUCUUUCCACCAUCAAAUCAACGCCUCUCUCAGUAACGCAUCCGAGCACAUGCCUGGCCAUCCAUGCUGGUCCCGCGAAUAGUGGGUGUCCUGCUUCACCAGGAUACGGAAAAUAACGUAGAUCACGCAUCGUAUAUCGUAGAAACCAUUGAACCUCGGGGGUGGCUGGCGCACACUAGAUAAAGAAGACGGG
Molecule: messenger RNA, 1048 nt
Organism: Durotheca rogersii
Lineage: Eukaryota; Fungi; Ascomycota; Sordariomycetes; Xylariales; Xylariaceae
Exons: 2
Coding region: 516-971 (151 amino acids)
Source: RefSeq, a predicted model, not a curated record